This is a messenger RNA of Hyla sarda, 6100 nucleotides long. It is a transcript of the gene F8, whose product is annotated as coagulation factor VIII. Lineage: Eukaryota; Metazoa; Chordata; Amphibia; Anura; Hylidae. The record is from RefSeq and is a predicted model, not a curated record. The coding region runs from base 45 to 4469 and encodes 1474 amino acids. Gene Ontology annotation, molecular function: copper ion binding. The transcript is spliced from 26 exons.
UCAUCCAGACGUGAGACAUUCUGCUCUGUCUGCUUGUGCCCACAAUGAGACCGGUGACCUUCCUCCUGCUGUCACUUUUCUGUCACACAUGUGAGGCCAUCACAAGAAUAUUCUAUAUUGCUGCUGUGGAACAGUUGUGGAAUUACAGAGAUGGGACUGUGUUUUCUGGAGAACGAAGGCCACCUGAUUCGCAAAUAUACAAAAAAGCAGUUUACGUGGAGUACACAGAUGAAAGAUUCACAGACAUGAAACCUCAGGAUCACUGGACAGGUCUAUUGGGUCCCACAAUUCGCGUUGAAACAUUUGAUGAUGUUGUUAUUCACUUUAAGAAUCUUGCAAGUAUUCCAUGCAGUCUACACGGCAUUGGGGUGUCAUAUGGGAAAAGAUCAGAAGGCGCUGGAUACAGAGAUGGAACUGGCAGAUUGGAGAAGGCAGAUGAUGCUGUUCCACCUGGAAAAGCAUACACUUACAUUUGGAAAAUUCCAGAAAACUAUGGGCCAGCUGAAUCUGACCCCAUUUGUAUAACUUCUGCUUAUUAUUCUCACAGUAAUUCCUCCUAUGACAUCAAUUCUGGUUUAGUUGGAGCAAUACUCAUUUGUAAACCAGGAUCCCUUACAGAAGAUGGACAUCAACAUGGAGUACAGGAAAAAAUAAUUGUUCUAGCAGUAUUUGAUGAAGGCCACAGCCACUAUGCAAAUGAUGUCACAGUAGAACCACUCCAUACUAUUAAUGGACAUAUAAAUGGCUCCAUUCCAGAACAGAACAUAUGCCUUAAGAAGCCAACGCAUUUGCAUGUCAUUGGAUUUGGGACACAUUUCGAUGUUCACAGCAUUUCUCUGGAGAGACAUAGCUUCGUGAUAAGAGACCAACGUGUCCCUGUACUUCCAGUUACUGCCUUUAGUUUUCAAACAGCCAUUGUGCACCCAGGAGACAAAGGCGUGUACAAACUAUCCUGCCAAACGUGGGCACAUCCAGAAGGAAAACUGACAUCUCUGAUCAGAGUUGAAGACUGUGUAACUGAGUCUGAAAAGCGGAUGCGUGUAUUAGAAAAUGAUGAUGAAGAUGAUUAUGAUGAUGAGUAUUACGAGUCGACAGUAUUUGAAAUAGUUGGGAGCAAUGAUGUCCCUGAUGUUCAUGUAAGAUCUCAUGGGAAACGUAAACCAGUCACAUGGACACAUUAUAUUGCAGCCAUAGAGAUGGAAUGGGACUAUCAGCAAGAAAGAAAUGACAAAAAGACGCAUUUUACUAAAGCAGUGUACAAAGAAUUUACAGACUCUCGAUUCACCCAGCCAAAAGUAUCAGAAAUUCCUGGGACAGGGAUCCUUGGGCCUGUUCUUAGAGGAGAAGUUGGAGAUGAAAUUCGGAUUGUGUUCAAGAACAUGGCUCGUCAUCCUUUUAACAUUUAUCCCCAAGGACUGAGUAAUGUGAGCUCUACUCAUCGUUUCAUGACAGGAGAACAACUGAAGGAUUAUCCCAUUCAGCCAAAUCAGACUAUAACAUAUAUUUGGCCCGUGACAAAAUACGAUGGUCCUGCGUCUUCUGACCCACGAUGUCUUACGAGAUAUUAUGCCAGUUUCCACAACCCACAGAGAGAUUUAGCGUCAGGCCUCAUUGGACCACUUCUAAUCUGUUCCAAACAAACUCUGGAUCAAGGGGGAAAUCAGAUUAUUACAGAUAAGGAACAUAUUCUUUUCUUUUCUGUAUUUGAUGAAAUGCUUAGCUGGUACCGUGAUCAAAACAUCCAAGGUUCAGAAAACAUAACUACAAAUGAUAUAUCUCCAAGAGAAACUAUGCCGUACACGAUAAAUGGUUUUGUGAGUUCUCUCCGCCUCGAUAUUUGUCAGAAUGAGGUCAGUGUAUGGCAUGUUUUGAAUCUAGUUCCGGACACAGAACUCCUAUCAAUUUACUUUGGAGGCAAUACAUUUUUUGUCGACUCAAGUUAUGAAGAAACACUGACACUUUUUCCAAUGAAUGGGAAGACCAUUAUUAUUGUCAUGGAGAAAGCAGGGUUUUGGCCUGUGACAUCUAGAUCAUCAUUGGCAGAUUUAGGUAUGAGAGCAACCUUGAGUGUUUCACACUGUGAAAAUAUCCAAGAUGAAUACUAUGAUUAUGAUCAUGAUGAUGCAAAGGAUUUUCAGCAAGAUUCUCCUCAAUAUUCUUUGGAGGCAUCUCACAGAAUGCAUCCCUUCGGACCACGGAGUAUGCCGAGUGAAGAGAAAAGUGCUAAUAAUUUGGAAACUACAAUAAGUGGUGAUGAUGGCGACGAUGCUUUAGGACGUUUUAUAAACUCAUCCAGUAUUGUUAUAGAAACGCCUAGUAAAACAGGCAAAAAAGAAAUUAAAGGAAUAAAAAAAGAGGAAUUUCACGACACAAAUAAUUUACAUACAGAUAAAAAGGAAGACAGCAAUCUUUCAAAUAAGAAAUCACAGAAUAAAUCUGAAUUGGAUAAGACAUUUGGUGCUCAUUCAGACUUUUACGAUUAUGACUACAACAAUACUGAUUUAGAGUACAUUGACAUGUAUGGAGACCUGCCAGAAAAAGACCCUCGUAGUUCUGAAGGCCAACUGCGGACAUAUUUUAUUGCAGCGGUGGAAGUCAUGUGGGAUUAUGGUGCUGGAAACUCACCGUACUUUAUGAAAGAAAAACAACGAAAUUCUCAUGGAUUCCAAAGGUAUAAGAAAGUGGUAUUUCGUGAAUAUCUAGAUAGCACCUUUAAAGAGCCAGCACUUCGCGGAGAGAGAGAUGCUUACCUUGGACUAUUGGGGCCAUGUAUUCGUGCAGAAGUAAACGAUGAAAUCAUAGUACAAUUUAAGAACAUGGCCUCUCGUCCAUACUCCUUCUAUUCCAAUGUUUUAGCAGUACCAUGGAGAGAUGAAAAUGUCCCCCCACAAGAGAGUCGCACAUACACAGGGAAAGUCAGCUCACAAUUUGGACCCACAGAUGCUGAAGAGGAAUGCAGAACCUGGUUUUAUACUUCUAAUGCUGACCCGUACAAAGACUUCCAUUCUGGACUCUUCGGACCUAUGCUUAUCUGUCGACCUAAAGUCUUAAAGAGAUCCAAAGUUCUUCAGCUAUCAAUGCAGGACUUCUCCCUUGUAUUUAUGGACAUUAAUGAGAAUGAGAGCUGGUAUUUCAAAGAAAAUUGGCAGAAAUAUUGCCCGUUGACUUGCACUUCUAAAUGCCCUGCAGUCUGUAGUAUGGAAAAUGCUUCCAAUGAUUCCAGACAUAAACACACAUUUCAUGCUAUCAAUGGAUAUGUUGGUGACACAACACCUGGUCUGGUCCUGUCUUUGCACAGAAAAGUACGAUGGCAUCUACUAAGUAUAGGAAGAAAAGAAAUUAUUGCUAUUCAGUUUCAUGGGAAUAUCCUUACACAACGGAGCCACAAAGACCAUCCCAUCAAUAUAGUGAACCUCUAUCCUGGCGUUGGUGUCACUAUGGAGAUGGAGGCUCAUACAACUGGUCUGUGGCAUAUAGAAUCAGAAGCAGUAUAUGAAGACUAUAAAAUGAAAGCGCUUUACCUUGUAUAUGAUCCACGGUGUCACCAGCCUCUUGGUUUAGAAACUGGGAGAAUAAAAGACUCUCAAAUUUCUGCAUCAGGACACUAUGGUCCCUGGUUACCAUCACUUGCAAGACUAAGAAAUACUGGGUCUAUUAAUGCAUGGAGUAUGGACAGUGUGGAUUCAUGGAUACAGGUUGAUCUUCUAACACCCAUGCUGAUCCACAGCAUACAAACACAAGGUGCUCGGCAACGUCUUCUCUCUAUAUACAUAUCUCAGUUCCUUGUAUCCUAUAGCUUGAAUGGACAGAAGUGGAAUUCAUAUCAGGGAAAUACCAGCAGUAAUCAGAUGGUAUUUUUUGGGAACGUAGAUGCAUCAACUAUACGAGAGAACCACUUUGAUCCUCCAAUUAUUGCUCGUUUUUUACGGAUCCACCCAACUCAUACAGGAGCAAGAGCUGGACUGCGAAUGGAACUUUAUGGCUGUGACCUUACGAGUUGCUCAUUGCCCCUUGGUAUGCAGUCAGGCGCAAUUUCCUCUUAUCACAUAUCUGCUUCCUCUUAUUCUCAUUCGGUAUUUUCUUCAUGGGCUCCUAAUUUAGCAAGACUUUACCAGCGAGGUCGUGUUAAUGCAUGGAGACCAAAGACCGAUACACGUGGUGAAUGGCUUCAAGUAGAUCUUACUCAUGAGAUGAAGGCGACUGGAGUAGUAAUUCAGGGUGCAAGCUCAUCAUUCACUUCUAUGUACAUCACGGACUUCUUUGUGAGCUUUAGUAAUGACGGCAAAAACUGGGCAUUUGUACGUGAACUAAAUGAUCAACGAAAGGUAUUUCAGGGGAGUACGGAUUCUGACACACCGGUGUGGGUCACCUUUGACAGUCCAAUUUUAUCUCGCUUUAUUCGACUGCACCCUGAGAAAUGGAAGGGAGGCAUUGCUCUGCGGAUGGAGGUUAUAGGAUGCGACAUAUAACCUGAUACCAAUAUAUAUCAUGUUAAAAUAUGAGACCGGUCAUCUAUAAGAAACUUACAUCUGCUCAACUGCUAUGUCAUAAGGCUGGGUUCAAAUCAUAUUUUUCUACGGACAAUUGGAUUGUAAAAUUAGAUGAUUUUGGAUGGUGGAAAAUCUGAUCAAUCAGAUGCAAACCAUAAAAUUGAUGGAAAUUGUAUAUCUGGAAUUUGUUUGAACUUUUUAGACUAUUCUGAAGCUACUGUGCAUGUGCAAACAAAAAAAACUGAUGAAAUUGUUUAGUAAUAUGAUUCAAUACAAUUUACAAAGACAUUAAUCUUAUGAAAAUUAGAUAUAACUUCAAUCCGAUAUUUAAUCGGAUCGUGGUCAUCCUCGAAAAGCGAUGCAUGUUUUGAACACAAUCUUUUUAUAGAAGUCAAUGAGAUUCAACUAUAAAUAGGAUUGUAGACAUUUUUAGGUAAAAACUACUUAAAGGGGUACUCUGCCCUUAGACAUCUUAUCCCCUGUCCCCCCGCAAUCUCGGCUGCGGCACCCCAGACAUUUGGUGCACGGAGCUAACUUCGGGGUUCCCAGCGACAGGACCCCUGCGAUCAGACAUUUUAUCCCCUAUCCUUUGGAUAGGGGAUAAGAUAUCUAUGGGCGGAGUACGAAUUUAACUAGUCGGAUGUAAAAAUAGUUAUGGAAACCUAGCCUAACCUAACAGAAAACAUAUUACAGAACUGUUAUAUCAUUUACACCUGUCCCUUACGUUAUCUAUGUUUAAGGCAUAACAUAUAUUUGACCUUUUAAUACAUCUAAGUGAAUGUGGUAGAAUAUUACAUAAACAGUUUCUGUGCUUGGGCUUUGUGGCUGAUUAUGUUGGAUAUACGUACACAGUAUUGUAUUGUGAUGUUAUGUGAAGUUUUUUGUGUUUUUUUACUAUUUCUCUUGGCAUGAGACAGGUUAUAUGCAGUUACAGAAAUUAGUUAAAUGAGACUUUGAAGGUGAGUUCACAUGACACAGCAAUUGUUGCAAAUUUUAAACUGUGUAUUUGCAGAGAAAAUAGAAUGUGGGGAAUAAAAAUUUGGAUUUUUAUAUGUUUGUUUUGGUAACUAUGAAAGCCCUUUAAGUUUUAUUAUGGAAAUUGAUCAGUCAAGAAAAAAAAAAAAAAAAAAGUCUGAAUGUGACAGAAACCUACAGACUGUGCUUUACUAAUGUGAUGGUCUUAGCCUCUAACAUCAGUCCAGGUGCACAUACAGGUGUACUUAGUCUUGGCACCUUCAUCAGAACCAAAUCACUGCAGUUGGCUGCUGGGUCAGAGUCAUAUAACAGGUACUUUACACUACAGUAAGCACUGUAGGAAUUCUGUACUAGCACUUGGCAUUUUUUCCUCUGAAUAGUCGGUUUGUCUUUUGUUUUUUUAACAGCAAUUGUUUGUAGACUCAAAAAUAAUAAAUAGAUUUUGUCUGUUCAUGUACCCUAUAACGGGUAAAGUGCUGUAGAAUAUGUUGGCGCUAUAUAAAUAUAAAGAUUAUUAUUUUUAUUUUAAAAGACUGCCUCUACUUUAUUUAAUAAAUAACUAUAUACAAAACGAUGUGCAUGUUUUACUGCCUGAAAUGAGAGCCUUGCUCAGGUUUCAUAUCUCAUAUGGUUUU